Messenger RNA from Angiostrongylus costaricensis, 414 nucleotides. The record is from the annotation of a GenBank genome assembly. NCBI's taxonomy places the organism in Eukaryota, Metazoa, Nematoda, Chromadorea, Rhabditida, Metastrongylidae.
AUGAAGGUCAUUUUUCUCAUUUACAUUACCGUAGUGGUUGCCUCGUACAAUUCGGCACAAUAUCCUCCACAGAAAUAUCCUAUUCCAUAUGGUGCCCCAUAUGGCGAAUAUGAACCACACCCUCAACCGUAUUACUAUCCGAAAUGGACCUUAGCUGUUGGCAUGGGUAAUGAAGUGGUAGCGCAGUGUGGCCACGACCGAAAAUGGCACACCAGUUCGUUGACCAUGAAAGAUGUGACAGUUCACACAGUCGACUGUAUUGAAAGAGUAAUGCUUCCAGUGUUACGGAGAGCAGAACAUCUGCAAGCGAACAGCAAUGAAAAUAUUGUUAUGAAUGACGAGAGAGGAGAUGGCUCUGGCGAUGCCGACUACGAUUCCCUUAACCAGAUUCAAGCUCCUUUAGAUGAUAGAUGA